UUCACAUUGAAGAAUGGAGGAGAAGAGUGAGGAGUCCUUCUCUGUGCGAGUGUUCUCCAUGCAGGAGGAGCUGAGGGCCGAGGAGGAUCACAUGGAGACACAUGAGGAGCUGCAGGAGGAGGUGAGCCAGGAGCAGCAGGUCAGUGUGAGCAGACAGAGGGCGGAGCAGGAGCUCACUCUGCUCCUCACCACUGGACGGGAGGAGCAGCAGCUCACUGUGCAGGAUGCCAGCAGAGCAUCCGUCUUCCAGUUCACUGUCUCUGAGGAGAUGGACUGCUGCCAGGUGGGAGGACAGACCUUCCUGGUCACCGUAGGCAAGCUGAGUCUUCUGCUGCAGUUCAAAACUCCAACUGACAUGAAGAACUUCCAGCAGUUACUGAAGACGGGAGAUGAUGACGGGACGAGGAAAGGAUGCACCGAAGUAGGGACGAGAGGAAGCAAGGAUGGAGGCCAAACACCUUCUCGUAGACAUCCCAUGAUGUUGGAAACAAGGACUGAGAAUGCUCCGACACAGGACUACCAGUUCCACAGCUGUCUGUCCCAGCAGCAGAUCCUGCUUCAGGACUACCCGAGGACGGCCACAUACCAAAAAGCCAUUUUACUCAACGAGAGUGACUUCAGAGGCAAGGUGGUUCUGGAUGUGUGCUGUGGUUCUGCUAUUCUGUCUUUCUUUGCUCUUCAGGCAGGGGCCACCAAAGUGUACACUGUUGAGUCCAGCCCCAUGGCCAAAUACACGAAGAUCCUGGUCCAGAGUAACGGUAUGUCUGAGCGGAUCGAGGUCCUAGAAGGCAAUGUGGAGGAGGUCAUAUGUCCUGAGCCUGUAGAUGUCAUUGUCUCUGAGCCAAUGGGAUACAUGCUGCUCAGUGAUAGACUCUUGGAGAGCUUCUUGCAUGCCAGAAAAUGGCUCAAACCCAAUGGUCUGAUGUUUCCCUCCAUCGGAGAUAUUCAUCUGGCUCCCUUCAGUGACGAGCAGCUGUACUUCGAACACUACGCACGGGCUACUUUCUGGUCUCUCUCACACACAAAGCACAGCUCCAUGCAUGAGGACGCAAACACACAGGCUCCCUUUCUUCCCCUGUCUCUCACACACACACACACACACACACACACACACACACACACACACACACACACACACACACACACACACACACACACACACACACACACACAUUCCCCCGUGCUUGACCUCAGUCAGGCAUGUUUCCUGCCGGGUGUAAAACGCUCCGUUUCAGUCCAGUCCUGACUCUUACAGACCAACCAAGGGUUUGACUGAUAUGGGUUUUUGUAGGCUGAUUUGUACUUUUAAGAAUCAUUGAGUUAUCUUUGCUGAAGAAGUGUGUGAUCCUUUAUGGCAGUCGUUUAAUUUUGGUGAAACUGGAUCAUAAUUUAUAGAAAAAUGUUUUCUGGUCUCCAUUUGAUGGUUUGUCAGCUCGUUAGCUAUUAGCUUAGUGGUAUUACAAGACAGCAUGUGCCGGUGCUAGCCCUUUAGCAUGCUAAUAUCAUUAGAUAUCGCUGUCACACAAUAACUCAAACACCGUUCCCUCUUUACAUAAUGUUGGUCACAAUGUUUAAGCAUUUGGCACGGACAGAUGCUGAUUAUAUUCUUGUAUUUCUGGAAAAGCUGUGCUUACAAUGCAACCUCUGUUGUGCAGUUUGUUUGUGCACAAGUGUAUGCAAGCAUAUCUGUGUGUGUGUGUGUGUGUGUGUGUGUGUGUGUGUGUGUGUGUGUGUGUGUGUGUGUGUGUGUGUGUGUGUGUGUGUGUGUGUGUGUGUGUGUGUGUGUGUGUGUGUGUGUGUGUGUCAGGCUCAGUCAGCCUUGAGGAAUGAAGGUUAACUACAAUCUUAAGCAAAACCACUUUAGCAGUGACACUAUUGGACCGAUAACAGUAACAUUCUUUGGCUUUACACAUUUGUUAUCUAACCUAAAAUCUAAAAGGAGGCUCCAUGAGAGUUGGUAGUUUUGCGAGCAUCACUCUUCUUUCCUCAGGCAGCAGAGAAGCUUCUAUGGGGUUAACCUGAGCGCUCUUCACAGCGCUGCAAUG
Messenger RNA from Eleginops maclovinus (Patagonian blennie), 2045 nucleotides. RefSeq names its product histone-arginine methyltransferase CARM1-like. Gene Ontology annotation, biological process: peptidyl-arginine methylation. Gene Ontology annotation, molecular function: protein-arginine N-methyltransferase activity. The record is from RefSeq and is a predicted model, not a curated record. The transcript has 8 exons. NCBI's taxonomy places the organism in Eukaryota, Metazoa, Chordata, Actinopteri, Perciformes, Eleginopidae. The coding region runs from base 14 to 1246 and encodes 410 amino acids.